AUGAAGAACGCCAUUGUUGCCAAGGGACCCAAGGUCACUAUCAAUGAAGUUCCUAUUCCAAAGCCAUCAGCCAAUCAAGUCCUUGUCAAGGUGGUGUACUCAGGAUCUAACCCAAAGGAUUGGAAGAGACCUGAGCGUGGCGAGCCUCAUAACUCUGGAGAUGACAUCGCAGGAAUCGUCGAGGCCGUUGGUGAAGAUGUUUUUGAAUUCAAGAAGGGCGAUCGUGUUGCGGCUUUUCAUGAAAUGAUGGCACCUCACGGAUCCUUCGCCGAGUAUGCUAUUGCCGAAGACUACACCACCUUCCAUCUUCCAAAGAAGACAUCCUUUGAGGAGGGUGCAUCUAUUCCACUUGCUGCAAUGACAGCUGCUGUUGGGCUCUACCUCCGAUUGGGUCUUCCUGAACCAUGGAAGCCCGCCUCGUCCCCGAUACCCCUGAUAGUAUAUGGAGCCUCUGGAGCUGUUGGUGCAUACGCAAUAAAGCUAGCGCAGGUUUCCAAUAUUCAUCCCAUUAUUGCAGUUGCAGGUCGAGCCUCAGACUUUGUCGAGACCCUUAUUAUCCGCGACAAAGGCGACACUAUAAUCGACUAUCGCAAAGGAGACGAUGCCGUUGUUACCGGUAUUAGAGAUGCUUUGAAGAAGACUGGAGCAAGCGAAGUAAAGUACGCCUUUGACGCCGUUAGCGAGCACAACAGCUUCCAGAAUAUCAGCCAGCUACUCGCAAAGGAGGGUAGCAAGAUUACGCUCGUCCUUCCAGGCAAAGAUUAUUCAGCCAUUCCUUCUUACAUCGAGCAUAGCACGACAAUGGUUGGGAGUGUUCACGCUGCUCCCUCCGAAGAAAAGGCCAAGGCUGGCAUCAAGACCGGUGGAAAAGAGUUCGGCUAUGCCUACUUUAGACUUUUUUCACGAGGUCUUCAAGAGGGUUGGUUCACAGCUCAUCCGUAUGAGGUUAUACCCGGUGGAUUGAAUGGCAUUGAAAAGGGACUCUCAAAUUUGAAGACUGGUGUCAACAGCGGCACCAAGUAUAUCUUCAAGAUUGAAGAUAACAAGUAA
This is a messenger RNA of Cadophora gregata, 1050 nucleotides long. RefSeq lists its product as uncharacterized. The record is from RefSeq and is a predicted model, not a curated record. The coding region runs from base 1 to 1050 and encodes 349 amino acids. The transcript is spliced from 4 exons. Lineage: Eukaryota; Fungi; Ascomycota; Leotiomycetes; Helotiales; Ploettnerulaceae. Gene Ontology annotation, molecular function: oxidoreductase activity, acting on NAD(P)H.